AUGAAACGCACGGCAAGUGUAUUUUUGAGCUGCGAUCGGCUCUUGCUGGCAGUGUGUGUAUCGACCAAAUCGGACUGGAACUCGACGCUGGUCUCAACUGGCCCCGUCUCUGCCAACCAAUGGACCCACGUGGCGAUCGUAUGCGACAAUGUGACGCUGCGGCUGUACAUCCAGGGCAAAGAAGACCGAACGCUGUCGCUGAACGACGUGGUAACAACCAUCCGUUCUGUUUCGUCCCCGCCCGGUGUGAAAAAAGCCUCCACCGACUACAAGGGGUUCCGCGGGUAUUUACAGCACAUGCUGCUGUAUCCCACCACGCGCGCAUGGAUGGCCAAGGACGUUGCCAAGUACGUUAAGGAACGAAAGCCAAGUGUGGACUCGACCGACUUGUCCUGUGCCCGUCCCCCCCUCAGCAACCCAGUCACCCCAUCGCACAUGGACUCGCCUGACGUCGUCACGUACUUUUCCCCGUCCUCUGACGAGUUUCACAUGCAAGUGACGGUCUGGAUGGGUGGUGGUAGCUGCUCGUCCCCCCCACGGGGACGCAUGCAGGUCCUCGCCGCGUGUGCGUCCCCCUCUGGCGGCGUUUUUGCAUUCGUGUGGGGUCACCUAUCUAUACGAACGAAAGACCGCCACGGCACACAUUUGGACGCGGCGACGUCCGGCCUCGUCGACUUGUACGUGGGCAAUGUGCCGUAUGAGGUUCCGUUGAUGGCGCCGUGGGCAGGGGACAUUGCCGAGACGACCCACUAUACGUUUUCAGAAAGCCAACGGAACUUGGCGUUUGACGUGUCAUCUACUGGCCCAAACAACCUGCAUGGACGUGUGUUGCACGACAGUGGCUGGAGAACAGAGCCCCCUCUCGUCAACCAACUUGCACAACCACGAACCCCCCCCUUGCAGGUCGACACGGACGCCCCCAGCAUCAGUGGCCGUAUCUUGGCGUUUAUGGAACGGAUGGCUGUGGUGUACUUGCGAUCAUCUUGUUGCAAGAUACUUGUUGGCUGUCCUCGAACAAGGGUUGUGGUAUCGUCUGGUGCUGUGUGGACCCACGUGCUGACGUUUGUGCUGCUGCACUCGCUGCUCCGCCACGCCGCGUUUGAAAAAGACGUGGACACCCAGGGCGGUCAGCCCAUCGUCGCGUUGCUUCGAAUUCUGCGCGCCAACUUUCAACCGCUGUCGUCUGUGCUGUCGACAGAUGUGGCGGUUCCGUGUUUGGCGUGCCCCCCGCGUCUGUCGGCCUCGGCAUGUCGUCUUCGUUGGCGCAGUGAUUGCACGCGGUGCUGA
Messenger RNA from Aphanomyces astaci, 1287 nucleotides. RefSeq lists its product as hypothetical. The transcript is spliced from 2 exons. Bases 1 to 1287 code for a protein of 428 amino acids. The record is from RefSeq and is a predicted model, not a curated record. NCBI's taxonomy places the organism in Eukaryota, Oomycota, Saprolegniomycetes, Saprolegniales, Verrucalvaceae.